AUGAGUCCUCCACUGCUGAAGCUUGGCGCUGUGCUUAGUACCAUGGCAAUGAUCUCAAACUGGAUGUCCCAAAUUCUCCCAUCCUUGGUAGGACUGAACACCACAAGGCUGUCGACGCCAGAUACUUCAACUCAGAUUAGUCCCAAAGAAGGGUGGCAAGUGUACAGCUCAGCUCAGGAUCCUGAUGGACGAUGCAUCUGCACAGUGGUUGCUCCAGAACAAAACCUGUGUUCCCGGGAUGCCAAAAGCAGGCAGCUUCGCCAACUUCUCGAGAAGGUUCAGAACAUGUCCCAGUCUAUUGAAGUCUUAAACUUGAGAACUCAGAGAGAUUUCCAAUAUGUUCUUAAAAUGGAAACCCAAAUGAAAGGGCUGAAGGCCAAGUUUCGGCAGAUUGAAGAUGAUCGGAAGACACUAAUGACCAAGCAUUUUCAAGAGUUGAAAGAGAAGAUGGAUGAGCUCCUGCCCUUGAUCCCCGUGCUGGAACAGUACAAAACAGACGCCAAGUUAAUCACCCAGUUCAAGGAAGAAAUCCGGAAUCUGUCUGCUGUCCUCACUGGGAUUCAGGAGGAAAUUGGUGCCUAUGACUACGAGGAAUUACAUCAAAGGGUGCUUAGCUUGGAAACCAGACUUCGUGACUGCAUGAAAAAACUAACAUGUGGCAAAUUGAUGAAAAUCACAGGUCCAAUUACAGUCAAGACAUCUGGAACCCGAUUUGGCGCUUGGAUGACAGACCCUUUAGCAUCUGAAAAAAAUAACAGAGUCUGGUACAUGGACAGUUAUACUAACAACAAAAUUGUCCGUGAAUACAAAUCAAUUGCAGACUUCGUCAGUGGGGCUGAGUCAAGGACAUACAACCUCCCUUUCAAAUGGGCGGGAACUAACCAUGUUGUCUACAAUGGCUCACUCUAUUUUAACAAAUAUCAGAGUAACAUCAUCAUCAAAUACAGCUUUGAUAUGGGGAGAGUGCUUGCCCAACGAAGCCUGGAGUAUGCUGGUUUUCACAAUGUUUACCCCUACACCUGGGGUGGAUUCUCCGACAUCGACCUAAUGGCUGAUGAAAUUGGGCUGUGGGCUGUGUAUGCAACUAACCAGAAUGCAGGCAACAUAGUCAUCAGCCAACUUAACCAAGAUACCUUGGAGGUGAUGAAGAGCUGGAGCACUGGCUAUCCCAAGAGAAGUGCAGGGGAAUCUUUCAUGAUCUGUGGGACACUGUAUGUUACCAACUCUCACUUAACUGGAGCCAAGGUGUAUUAUUCCUAUUCCACCAAAACCUCAACAUAUGAGUACACAGACAUUCCCUUUCAUAAUCAAUACUUUCACAUAUCCAUGCUUGACUACAAUGCAAGAGAUAGAGCACUUUAUGCCUGGAACAAUGGUCACCAGGUCCUGUUCAAUGUCACCCUUUUCCACAUCAUUAAGACUGAGGAUGACACAUAA
Messenger RNA from Equus quagga, 1437 nucleotides. It is a transcript of the gene OLFM3, whose product is annotated as olfactomedin 3. The transcript has 6 exons. Bases 1 to 1437 code for a protein of 478 amino acids. Gene Ontology annotation, biological process: signal transduction. Lineage: Eukaryota; Metazoa; Chordata; Mammalia; Perissodactyla; Equidae. The record is from RefSeq and is a predicted model, not a curated record.